This is a messenger RNA of Exophiala aquamarina CBS 119918, 1785 nucleotides long. RefSeq lists its product as uncharacterized. The transcript has 3 exons. The coding region runs from base 1 to 1785 and encodes 594 amino acids. Lineage: Eukaryota; Fungi; Ascomycota; Eurotiomycetes; Chaetothyriales; Herpotrichiellaceae. The record is from RefSeq and is a predicted model, not a curated record.
AUGGACAGCUUUCCACGAGAGCCCGAUGAAGUGAAAUCAAAACUGCCAGGGCCUUCUGCCCUGCUCCUCUCCCGUGUCAUCAGUGCGCCCGAGCCACGAAGACAUGAUGGCCCUUUCCCAACACCGUUCGAUUUGACUCCUCGAAAGCGCGACUUUCCUAUGGAUCGUCCAUAUCAGCGCUCUGCCACCGAACUCUCAUCCCCUCCUGCCCGGCAUUUCUGGCCCUCAGCUGCGUCCAGCCCGCACCGGGACGAUAGCACCGACCUGCCAGACAAGCGUCCGAGGCUGGACUACAUACCUGCAAGAGCGGACGGCAUACCUGACGCGUCUAAAACGCAUCUCAAUCAAUAUUCUAGCGAUUAUGUUUACCCGGAGCACCAUGAGCCUUCCGCACAAACUCCCACAGAAAGCGGCCCUUUUCGACCCUCAUGCCACAAGUGCUACGGGACAGAUGGUUUAGUUGUGGACUUGGUAAGAGCGUUUCUUGAUCUGCGGACCGAAAUGAGCCACGCUCUGUCUAUUCCUCUGAGUAGCGGAAGCCCCAUCGAGACGAUUGAAAAUGAGGCGAUCAGGCUAGGCCUCAAAGAGACACUUGCAUGGACUAUACAGGAGAUUCACAAUACCGCUCGACUUGUGCACCAAAAUACCACAACAAAACCGGAUUUGCCUCCCCUGGCGGAGGUUGUUCCCACUCCCUUCGUAAACAAUGUACGGCGCCUAUCACGACACGCCCAAUCCCCCACAGCGCCUUCUUCUAUAAAUGAUCCCCGUAGGACCCCAAUCUCCCAUGAUUCUGCUCGGGUAGAGGGCAUACAUAGGAGAGCAAAGGACCAGCCACCCGAGUCAACUCCUCGACCCAUUGACCAUUUCCUACCCGCCAUCAUACCACCAGACGAGAUGAGGCGAAGUCAGCAUCAAGAGCAAAUGCUGACAAGUAUUGGACAGUCGCCACACCCAUCGUCGGCGAGUUCAGUCUUUGGCUCAGCUCAAUCUCCUAUGCAAUCUAUUCCUUCCAGCGGUCUGACUUUGCCUUCUCCACCAGGAGCACAUUUUCAGCGGACAGGGAGCUCUGGAUCGGUACAGUACUCGCCUGCAGCCACAUCGUCGGCACAGCACACACAUCUUCAGGAUUUGCAACAUCAAAUCUCUACCAAAACCCUGGCUCUCCAAACCCUGCAGCGUGAACAUGAUGGGCUACUAGCUGCAUUUUCCAGAUCACAGAUCCGGUGCACAGCGCUAGAUAAGAAGUCCCAAGUGUCAGACCACGAGAUCAACACACUGACCGAGGACAAGAUUCGUCUUCAGCAGCAGGUGGAGAGUAUGGAGAGCCAAGUGCGGGAAUUGAUGAAAUCGCGCGAUGAGGUGCACCAACAGUCUUCGGCCGACGGAGCUCAGUGGAGGCAAAUCAUGGCCAUGUCGAGCCAGCUGCAACUCAAAGGGGCUGACGAAGCCCGGCGCUUCAAGGAUGAACGCGAAAGCUGGGACGAGGAACGACAGUCCUUGAGGAGGCGAAUAGAGGAACUCGAGUCCGGUAAGGGAGCCCUUCCUGAGACAAGGACUGUGUCUGGAUCCACGACCCCAGUGGCAAACGAUUCUAUUCUGACUUCGGAGUCUCUUGAUGCGCUUAGAGCGGAAAUUGUAAAGCUCAGGCGAAAAUGCACUGAACUGGAGCUACUGCUGCAGGAUCUGCAAAACGAAGCAGGCUCGAUUGAGAGCGCAAUCAAUGCAAUGGAGAGUGUCAGAAGAAAUCUCACCAGCAAGAAGCGGCGAAGUGAAGGGGGCUAG